Malaclemys terrapin pileata is the source of this 812-nucleotide messenger RNA. Its product is annotated as pepsin A-like. The transcript is spliced from 4 exons. The coding region runs from base 1 to 789 and encodes 262 amino acids. The record is from RefSeq and is a predicted model, not a curated record. Gene Ontology annotation, biological process: proteolysis. NCBI's taxonomy places the organism in Eukaryota, Metazoa, Chordata, Testudines, Emydidae. Gene Ontology annotation, molecular function: aspartic-type endopeptidase activity.
AUGACCGGAAUCCUGGGCUAUGACACCGUCCAGGUUGGAGGCAUUGUGGACACCAAACAGAUCUUUGGUCUGAGUGAAACCGAGCCUGGCUCCACCUUUUACUACAUCCCCUUUGAUGGGAUCCUAGGUCUGGCCUUCCCCAAUAUCUCCUCUUCUGGAGCCACACCUGUCUUUGACAACAUGAUGAACGAAGAUGGAGCAUUUGCUAUUGUCUCCUUAGCCGACCAUUCAUGGAUCUUCCUUGACUCUCCCGUCUCCAGUGAUGAGCAGAGUGGGAGCUUCGUGAUGUUUGGCGGCAUCGACUCAUCUUACCACUCUGGGAGCCUCAACUGGAUCCCUCUCUCUGCUGAGACUUACUGGGAAAUCACCAUGGACAGUUUGAAUCUCAUUUCCUGUCUGGACAUCGUGGCGAUCACAGCAGCACUGGCAACGAUGCAGAGCUCUCCAGCAGUGAUGGCCGUGCAGUCUGUGAAUAGAAAGAGGGCCCCAGCAUGGACUGAUCGGGAAGUCUUGGAUCUCAUCGCUGUGUGGGGCGAGGAGUCUGUGCUUUCCGAGCUGCGAUCCAAAAGACGGAAUGCAAAGAUCUACGAGAAGAUCUCUAAAGACAUGUCAGAGAGAGGAUACAGCCGGGAUGCAACGCAGUGCCGCGUGAAAAUCAAGGAGCUGAGACAAGGCUACCAGAAGACCAAAGAGGCAAACGACACUCCAGAUCCCAUCCCCAGACAUCCCGUUUCUACGAGGCACUGCAUUCCAUCCUCGGUGCGGCCGCCACCACUACCCCACCACUGACCGUGGACUCUGAGGAUGGGAUA